Acomys russatus (golden spiny mouse) is the source of this 2358-nucleotide messenger RNA. RefSeq names its product prosaposin (gene Psap). The transcript has 14 exons. The record is from RefSeq and is a predicted model, not a curated record. NCBI's taxonomy places the organism in Eukaryota, Metazoa, Chordata, Mammalia, Rodentia, Muridae. Gene Ontology annotation, cellular component: lysosome. Gene Ontology annotation, biological process: sphingolipid metabolic process. The coding region runs from base 128 to 1777 and encodes 549 amino acids.
CAGGCUGCGCCCAGCUGGGGCGGGGCCCGCGCCUGCGCACUGUCGUCCGCAUCGGGGUUGGGGGUAGGUUUAUAUCCUCCUGAUCAGCUGACGGUCUGCAUUGCAGCCUGCGGAUUGCAGUGGCGCCAUGUACGCCCUCGUCCUCGUCGCCAGCCUUCUGGUUACCGCUCUGACCAGCCCUGUCCAAGACCCGAAGAAAUGCUCUGGGGGGUCAGCAGUGCUGUGCACAGACCUGAAGACGGCGGUGGAUUGUGGGGCCCUGAAGCACUGUCAGCAGAUGGUCUGGAGCAAGCCUACAGCGAAAUCCCUUCCGUGCGACGUAUGCAAAACUGUUGUCACUGAAAUUGGGAACAUGCUGAAAGACAAUUCCACUCAGGAUCAGAUCCUUCAUUACCUGGAGAAGACCUGUGAGUGGAUUCAUGAGUCCAGCCUGUCUUCCUCGUGCAAGGAGGCAGUUGACUCUUACCUGCCUGUUAUCCUGGACAUGAUUAAGGGGGAGAUGAGCAACCCUGGGGAAGUGUGCUCCUCACUCAACCUGUGUCAGUCCCUUCAGAAGUACUUGGCUGAGCAAAACCGCCAGAAACAGCUUGAGUCCAACAAGAUCCCGGAGGUGGACAUGGCCAGUGUGGUUGCCCCCUUCAUGGCCAACAUCCCUCUCUUGCUGUACCCUCAGGAUCGCCCCCACAGCCAGCCCCAAGCCAAGGCCAAUGAUGAUGUCUGCCAGGACUGUGUGAAGAUGGUGACCGACAUCCAGACUUCUGUGAGGACCAAUACCACCUUUGUCAAGGGCUUGGUGGAGCACUUCAAGGAGGAGUGUGAUCGCCUGGGGCCGGGCAUAGCUGACAUGUGCAAGAACUACAUUACCCAGUACUCUGACGUUGCCGUCCAGAUGUUGAUGCACAUGCAACCCAGGGACAUUUGUGUUCUGGCUGGAUUCUGUGAUGAGGUCAAGAAAGUGCCAAUGAAGACUCUGGUCCCAGCCAAUGAGGCCAUCAAGAACAUUCUCCCUGCCCUGGAACUGAUGGAGCCGCAUGAGAAGGAUCUGUUACAGGCCCAAAGCGUGAUCUUCUGCCAGGCUUGUCAGUUUCUGAUGCAGAAGUUGUCUGAACUGCUUGCCAACAAUGCCACUGAGGAACUACUAGUUAGAGGUUUGGGCAAAGCAUGCUCACUGCUACCCCCUCCUACUUCGACCAAGUGCCAGGAGGUGGUGGAGACCUAUGGUCCCUCCCUGCUGGACAUCCUUCUGCAUGAAGUGACCCCAAACCUGGUGUGUGGUGUGGUCCACUUCUGUUCUGAUAGCCCUGCUUCGAUGGAGACACUUGAGCAGCCUGCGUUGCCCAUCGUACCUGCACUGCCAAAACAGCCUGAACUGCCCAAACAGUCUGCAUUGCGCGCACACGUGCCUUCUCAGAAGAACGGUGGGUUCUGUGAAGUGUGCAAGCAACUGGUCAAAUAUUUGGAGCACAACCUGGAGAAAAACAGCACCAAGGAAGAGAUACUGGCUGCACUUGAGAAGGGCUGCAGCUUUCUGCCCGACCCCUACCAGAAGCAGUGUGAUGAUUUUGUGGCUGAGUAUGAGCCCUUGCUAGUGGAAGUCCUUGUGGAAGUGAUGGAUCCUUCCUUUGUGUGCUCGAAAAUUAGAGCUUGCCCUUCUGCCUAUAAGCUGCUGCUGGGAACUGAGAAGUGCGUCUGGGGCCCUAGCUACUGGUGUCAGAACAUGGAGACUGCAGCCCGAUGCAAUGCUGUCGACCAUUGCAAACGCCAUGUGUGGAACUAGUUUUCCAACUUGGAGACGUUGCCUACUUGUGGGUCUAGGCUAACACACACAGAUCUAUUUGACUUCAUAAUAAGUAGGAACACCCUUUUUUGUCCUUCCCUCAACCCUUCCCCUUUACUGUAGCAUUGCUGUCAUGUAAGAGGUGCUGACAGCCACUUCAGUGUCCCUUUUUUGUUUGAAGGAUGAAAACAUCUUGGGCAUCAGCUCCCCAAGCUGCCCUUUCACCCACCUGCUGGAGGGGGGUGGUGAGCCAGAGGGCAGGGGCAUUUACUGAGCCCUGACUUGGUGUGUAGCAGGUAUGGGGGAGUCUAUGGCUACCUCCUACCUUGAGGAGGGAGCUGUCCACCUUCUGUGGCACCAAGGAGUUUUCUUUGACUGAUUAGAAGCACAGAAUAACCAGGCCUUUAGACUGAUGGACUCGCCAUUGUCACAGCACAGAUUUCAGAAGCACUGCUUGGGACCUUGCUAUCCAUAGGCCAGCCUUCUACUCUGCUUUCCCGUCUGCUUCCCGUUGCCUUGUUUGGGGUUCUGUGGGAUAGGGUGGGGAGGGAAAAAAAAUUCUGAAUGUAACGUGCCCGUGC